CGCAGGCGCACCGGCCAGGGCUGCGCUACGCUGAGGCAUCUCGGCGCUACGUAGGGAGCCGCCGGCCGGGCGAGAGGGCAGGGGCGAGCCGGGCGAGCCAGCGAGCGGGCAUCAUCAGGGGACCGUAGCGGUGGUUGCGUAGAAAACACCUGGAGCCAAACAGCUGCCUGCUGAGGAGACAGACGGAGCUCCAGAUGGGAUGUUCCUUGUGAACUUGGACAUGAAAAGGUCCAGAUUCUGGAUUUUGGUACUGUAUGUUCCCCCGGUUCCUGAGAGUAGAGGACUCCAGCACAACUGUGAAGCCCGAGUUGCCAGCAGUGUCUUUAUCAAAAGUGGACAGGUCCAGAUAGGACCUUCUGCCUCGUGGGCUGAGGCAGAGAGCCCUAGAAAGGAGUGCUGAAGUCAUCAUGCUACAGCAGCUCCUGAUCACCCUGCCCAUGGAGGCCAGCACCUGGGUGAAGUUGCGCCAUCCAAAGAAGGCCACCGAGGGGGCAUCCCUGUGGGAGGACGUGACUAAGAUGUUUGAAGGAGAAGUUUUGCUCUCUAAGGAUGCUGAUGAGACCCAGGGAGAAAGUUUCGAGGAUGAAGUGACCUCUAGGCCACUGACAGUAGAAUCCCAGGAACUGUUGACCUUCAAGGACAUAUCUGUGGACUUCACCCAGGAGGAGUGGGGACAACUGGCCCCUGCUCACCGGAGUCUAUACCGGGAGGUGAUGCUGGAGAACUAUGGGAACCUGGUCUCAGUGGGAUAUCAGCUCUCCAAACCUGGUGUGAUUUCCCAGUUGGAGAAAGGAGAAGAGCCAUGGCUGAUCGAGAGAGAGGUUUCAGGAGGUCCACGUUCAGACUUGGAGAGUAAAGCAGAAACCAAGGAGUCAGCCGUAAAGAAUGAUACUUCUUGGGAAGAAUUACACCAUGGCCUAAUGAAGGAACAGUCCACAAGAGGAAGCACCUUAUAUUCCACAUUGGGAAGAAUCUCCAAAUGUGAUCAGUUAGAAAACCACCAGGAAAACCAAGGAAUGGGUGAGGGGCAAAUCCCCUUGAUCCACAAAGUACUCACUCAGGAAAGAGGCCGAGAAUCUAAUAGAUUUGAGAAAAGUAUUAAUGUGAGCUCAAAAGUUAUUCCGGGACCAGAAAUUUCUCCGAGAAAAAAAGACCAUAAAUAUGGUGUAUCUAGAAAGCGAAGUAGAUACAAUUUAGAUUUGAUUAAUCAUUCAAGGAGUUAUACCAGAUUGAAAACCUUUGAAUGUAAUAUUUGCGAAAAAAUCUUCAAACAGCUCAUUCACCUUACAGAACACAUGAGAAUUCAUACUGGAGAGAAACCUUUCCGAUGUAAAGAAUGUGGAAAAGCUUUUAGCCAAAGUUCAUCCCUUAUUCCACAUCAGAGAAUCCAUACUGGUGAGAAACCCUAUGAAUGUAAGGAAUGUGGAAAAACCUUCAGACACCCAUCAUCUCUUACUCAACAUGUUAGAAUUCAUACUGGGGAGAAGCCCUACGAAUGUGGGGUAUGUGAGAAAGCAUUCAGCCAGAGCAUUGGGCUGAUCCAGCAUCUGAGAACUCAUGUUAGAGAGAAACCUUUUACAUGCAAAGACUGUGGAAAAGCAUUUUUCCAGAUUAGACACCUUAGGCAACAUGAGAUUAUUCAUACUGGUGUGAAACCCUACAUUUGUAAUGUAUGCAAUAAAACCUUCAGCCAUAGCACAUACCUAACUCAACACCAGAGAACUCAUACUGGGGAAAGACCAUAUAAAUGUAAGGAAUGUGGGAAAGCCUUUAGCCAGAGAAUUCAUCUUUCUAUUCAUCAGAGAGUCCACACGGGAGUGAAGCCUUAUGAAUGCAGUCAUUGUGGGAAAGCCUUUAGGCAUGAUUCAUCCUUUGCUAAACAUCAGAGAAUUCAUACUGGAGAAAAACCUUAUGAUUGUAAUGAAUGUGGAAAAGCCUUCAGCUGUAGUUCAUCACUUAUUAGACAUUGCAAAACACAUUUAAGAAAUACCUUCAGCAGUGAUAUGUGACAUAUGUGCAACAUCAAAGACUCCUCCUAAUGGAGCAAAAGCCUCUAAAUCAGAGGCUUUUUGACUUUUUGGUUUCAAGAAGCAAUGAUUUUUUUUAAUGACUUGAUGCGGUGUUACCACUAUCAGUUUUGCCAUAUUAAAGAAACUACCUGUCAUCAACAUCGUUUCAGAAAAGAAAGGGCAUUUUAAUAUUUUAAAAUGUAGGAGGGAUAAUCAGUAGGAAUAGCCCUUAACAUUGAAUUAAGUUAGCCUUAUGAAAAUCCCCCAAAUUUGUCCUUAUUUUUCUCAUUUCAUUAUGGGCCAAUGGAAGGUUCAUCGUGGCAAGUUACUGAUAACUUGGAUUGGCUUUUGAGAAUCACUGUUUUAAAUAUCUCUUAAAUAAUCAGACUAAAAUAUAGUAUAACUUUUUACUAUAGCCCUUUAUAUGGCUAGAAGAGGCAUAGAUAAAAAUAACUGCCUGGCUCAUUUCUACAAGAAAUAAUAUUAAAGGAAGCUUUCCAGAAUUGAUAGAUAACCUAAUAUUACAAGGGAUACUUAAGUAUAUUUUAUGGUUUCUUGUAGAGAAUUGGCAAGCUUUUAUAAAGAGCCAGAUAUUAAAUAUGUUAGACAUUGUGGGCCAUAUGAGCUCUGCCAGAACCACUCAACUCUACCAUUUUAGUGUAAAAACAUCUAAAGAAAUACAUAAAUCAGAAUAUCUCAACCUUGGCUCUUCUGAUAUUUGGGGCCAGAUACUUUGUUUUGGGAAGCUGUCCUAUGCACUGUAGUGGGUUUAGCAGUAUCUCUGGCCACAAAAUGCCAGUAACUAGAUGCCAAUAGUCCCCCCACCCAUUGUAACAACCAAAAACAUCUCCCAAUAUUGCUAGAGGUGCCCUGGGGGUCAAGAUUGUACUUGUGAAGUACUUGAGAACCAUGGGCAUAAAUGAAUAGGUGUAGCUCUGUUCCAAUAAACUCCAUUUAAAAAACUGGUGUUGGGUUGCAUUUAGCCCGAGAGCUGUAGUUUACUGUUCCUGCUAUAGAGUACAUAAA
Panthera uncia (snow leopard) is the source of this 3035-nucleotide messenger RNA. It is a transcript of the gene ZFP69B, whose product is annotated as ZFP69 zinc finger protein B. The transcript has 6 exons. NCBI's taxonomy places the organism in Eukaryota, Metazoa, Chordata, Mammalia, Carnivora, Felidae. Bases 408 to 2009 code for a protein of 533 amino acids. Gene Ontology annotation, biological process: negative regulation of transcription by RNA polymerase II; regulation of immune system process; regulation of cytokine production. The record is from RefSeq and is a predicted model, not a curated record.